Molecule: messenger RNA, 177 nt
Organism: Prunus armeniaca (apricot)
Lineage: Eukaryota; Viridiplantae; Streptophyta; Magnoliopsida; Rosales; Rosaceae
Source: the annotation of a GenBank genome assembly
AUGCAAAUUCAGGAGGACCCCAGCUGGCAAGACCCUAUCAUUGACUACUUAGCGAAUGGGAACUUACCAACGGACAAGUCCGAAGCGAGGAAGGUCCAGCAGAAGGCACGAGAUACUGUAUGCACGAUAGCAAGCUCAUCUGCAUAUCAUACUUUGGCCCUCAUCUCACCUGCAUAA